AUGGCUCCCUUAAGCGAGAUCAUUGAUAUGCUGAUUGGGCAAGCUUUCGGCAAACUUCGGAUUCCUGACCUCAAUCUUACUGGCAAAACCAUAAUUGUGACUGGCGCCAACACUGGCCUGGGACUAGAAUGUGUCAAACAUUUAAUGAGGCUACAGGCGUCACACAUCGUUCUCGCCUGCCGGGACGUCAAAAAGGGCCAGGCAGCCGUGCAAAAAAUACGAGAAGAGAUCAAAUAUGGGGACAGUACAAAGCUAGAGGUAUGGGAUUUGGAUCUCAGCUCCUACGACAGCGUCCUGGCUUUCAACAAGCGAGUCGACACCGAACUCUAUCGCCUCGAUGCGUUCAUUGCCAACGCAGGAAUGGAGGUCCAGACCUUCCAAGUGGCCGAGAAUAUCGAGAAACAUCUCACGGUCAAUGUUGUCUCCUGCUUUAUGAGCGCCAUCGCUUGUCUGCCGCUACUUCGAAAGACGUCCCGAGACUUCGACACUCAUUGCACCCUUACGUUCUGUGGAUCGAUGUAUCAUAUCUUCGGGCCUGACAGCGAGUUUGAUGCUGCUAUGACUGAGGAUGCCGACAUGUUCGAUGCACUUAGCGAUCCCACCCGUACAGACAUUAUCUGGAGGUAUGCGCUCAGCAAGCUCAUGGUGCAUCAGUGUUUCCAUGAACUAGUAGCGCAAGUCAGAAACGGCGUGGAGCAUACAGAUUCGCGGGUCGUUGUCAAUAUCGUUAACCCGGGCUGGUGCGGUACCGAGCUGUCGCGUGCGAAACCUUCGAAUCUGGGCGAGAAGUUCUGUUUUGCUCUCAUGGGAUGGACGGCGGAGAAAGGCAGUCGGAUCUAUCUUCAUGCACUUGCAGGCGGACAAAAGAGUCACGGACAGUACUUAUCCGAAGGUAGCCCCAAGAUUGAGUCGCAGUAUGUGCGCAGUGAUCGGGGCCGGCGGAUCCAAGUGAAGAUGUGGAAGGACUUGGUGUCUAGGAUGGAAAAGGUUGCGCCAGAAGUCGCAGGGCUGGUCACGUAG
Messenger RNA from Boeremia exigua, 1020 nucleotides. RefSeq lists its product as uncharacterized. Lineage: Eukaryota; Fungi; Ascomycota; Dothideomycetes; Pleosporales; Didymellaceae. The record is from RefSeq and is a predicted model, not a curated record. Bases 1 to 1020 code for a protein of 339 amino acids. The transcript has 2 exons.